CUUGACGAUAUCUUUGAAGUCGAUUGUUUGAUAGACGCGUGUGCAGAGGGAUUGUUGGAAUGAGUUCGAGCACCAUCUGAGGAGCCGGUCGGCGGAAUAGGAGGCACGGUGAGAAGUACUGGCGUUCACUAUCGAAUCAAUGCAGGAGGGUUCGAGUAGGGGCUAGUGGUCAGAUCGUCCGGUUCUGGAUUACUGUUAUGAUCUGUGCCACACGCUCGAGAGCAACAUACUGAUAUUGACAUGAACGUAGUCGAGACGAUCCUUCCCAGCGAUCUACUUCUUGAACUCCGCCGAGGCCAGGUUGAUCAUGCUACGUGUGGCUUGUCGACUGCGAACUCUGCGUCGGUCCCGACUGUCCUGGUAACGGGGGAGCGUGCUCGGUUCGAGCCAGCGUUGUAUCAAGUCCGCGCCAUGUCACCAAUGAUGCUGUGAGCGUGUGCGCCUUGCUUGCCGACAAGUCUCGUGCUCGUUCCAAGCAGACGGUCAGUGUUCUUGCGUUAGCAGC
Messenger RNA from Dichomitus squalens LYAD-421 SS1, 505 nucleotides. RefSeq lists its product as uncharacterized. The coding region runs from base 241 to 432 and encodes 63 amino acids. NCBI's taxonomy places the organism in Eukaryota, Fungi, Basidiomycota, Agaricomycetes, Polyporales, Polyporaceae. The record is from RefSeq and is a predicted model, not a curated record. The transcript has a single exon.